Molecule: messenger RNA, 885 nt
Organism: Rotaria socialis
Lineage: Eukaryota; Metazoa; Rotifera; Eurotatoria; Philodinida; Philodinidae
Source: the annotation of a GenBank genome assembly
AUGAAUGAAGCAACCUCUCGCACUUUGAUUGCAUAUUGUUUACCCAAUUGGAAAUCUGUACAACUACGUUCAACAUCGGUGCCAAUACCGAUCUCAGAAGACAAUCCAAUCGAUCCACUAAUUCGUAGUGAAGUUGAUAAAUACUAUGAUAUACUCUACCGUCGAGGUGAAAUACAUUCGUACGGUUUAUUAGCUCGAUGCAUUGCGGGACGUGAAUGUGGUCGAAAUCUAUUACCAUCGUUUGAUGAAAUUAAUUACGGACUUUGUCAUAAUGUAAAAUUUCAUCAUCAAUGUAUAUUUUCAAAUUCAUUAUUUUCUUUAAAAAAAUGCACCUGCCAACGACCGUCCUAUAUAAGCGUUACUCGUAUUUUACUGAAUAUAAUUUUGACUACUCAAAUUUUAUUUAUUUUUGUUAAUCUUCUUCGAUUAUAUUGCCAUCAUUGUCAGACGUCGUCUCUCAGCGAUAUUCGAUUUCGUAUUAUUGCAAUAGUAUCAACACUAUUUUCUAUUGUAUUUCUUAUUCUUAUUAUAAUACAACAGAAUAAUAAUCGUCGAACUGAACCCUUAGAAUUUUUUCAUGCAAUGCAUCAUUAUUAUUCUCGUACGCAAAUUUAUAAAUUUUCCAAUGAUUUAGAAUUAAUCAUUAAACAAAUCAAACAAGAUUUGGAUAUAAAUUUAGGUGCAUCGUAUAUAUGUAUAAUAUUUACACUAAUAUUAACAUUCGUUUGCUUUCUUAUAUCAGCAGCAGUUGAAAUAAGCCCACGGUCAAAAGUUGAUGACGAUGAAAAACUCGAUGAACACAAUACCGUAUUAAUACAAGCUCCUCCAGUAGAACGUUUUGUACCAUUUGAACACAUUCAAUUUACACGCCAAACGAGAGUUUAG